AUGGCCGAUGCUAGGACUGGAAAAGCCAUUUCUUUCUUCUUCGAUUAUGAGCAGCGCGGUCACCGAGCCUCAACAACCUCGCUAGCCUUCAUACAAGACAUGUUAAAUCCUGCUGACUUCGUAUGGCGUGGAAAUGUCGACGCGCGCAGCGGAUCCACAGUUUUCAGGCGACCACUUGGUGUAACGGAGCUAACGUUCUAUUGGGAUGCCGUUUUUAAUGGCGUCUCGACGACGAUUAUCUACAUGGCGCUCGAGGCGACUGGAGAUCUUAGUUCUGAGGUAUUUACCAGAGAGAAUAUUGAGCUUUCGUGGAUACGGUUGAAGCAACGGUUUCCGAUGCUUGCAGCCUCUGUUGACGAGUUACCUGGCUCAGAAUGUGUCGAGUUCGUAAUCAGUGAAGAUUCCUUGUAUACUGUUCGGGACGGAGAAGUGAACAUCAUUGACGAUUUGCAGUCUGCGGAAGACGUUUCGAAUUUAACGAUCGAACUGCAGAAUGGUCCACCCGUUCUAGAUAAUGAUAUCAUCGCGAAGGCCUGGAUUGGGCAGCAGAAGGAGUCGCCUGGAUUAUGCCAUAUUUUCAUUGCGGUGGCACACUGUAUCACUGAUGGUAUGACGGGCGCGACAUUGAUGCGCGAAUUUUGCCGUGAAUUGUCAAGCCUCUCGAAAGAGAGUCGAAUUAUGCAGAAAUCGCUUGCUGACAGGCUUUCUGUUCUCCUUUCGCUGGAGGCUCUGAAUCCGAACAACACUCUGAGUCCAGCACAGAGGCGGUGGCGCUAUGCAGCAGCAAGGGUUAUACAUAAUUUGCGUCAAGCCAAAUUUACAGGGGGACAUACUCUGCCACAGAUACAACCUGUAACUGUUGACAGGCCGGCUCAUUCCCAGACGAUGGUAGUGAGACUUCCUGCUCCAGUGACACAACGACUUAUCAAAACAUGUGGCACACUCGGGAUAACUUUCGGAAAUGCUUUACCUGUCCUAAGCCAACUUUCUCAAACGCGUAUCCUGUAUAGGCAUCGCAGGGGCAAUAGAGCAAACUAUCCUCAUAUGGAAAGUCGUGAUGAAGAUUGGGAAUAUCGUCGCAUUCAACCAAUGUAUUACCCCGGACCAAUUAGCUUACGUCCGUAUUUGGAUCGUUCGUGGUACGAAGGCGGUGGCAAAAGUGAAGUAUGCGUCGCAAUUGGCUUCGCGAAUGUUGUGUUACCUGCUAUGCCAUCUCCAAAGCCACCUUUGCAGGUAGAGUUGUCAAGUUUAGGUUUGGUCUGGCGGGGACCUUUGUCGUUGGCGCGCUGGUUUGAAGGUUCGCGGGACAUGGAUACUUUCAUAUCAGAUGUGCCUGUCGUUAGCUCCGGAGAAUCGCAUGGAGCCUAUGGUGCUACGGACAUAAUAACCGGUCGUGGCCAAAGGUCUAAAUUGAAAUUGGGGAGUUACACACCGACGUCCUCUUCUAUAUGUUCCGGGCGACAAGUUCUUAUACCUGAAACCCGUCACGAACGAGCCACAUCUCUGGCUCGUUGGCUGGAAGGGCCGCGAGAUGUAAACGCAUUCUUAUCAGACGAACUUCCCAUUUCUUCCCGUGAAGCUUACGAACCAUGUCAAACUACCGAUGCUAUCCAUGGUUCUAGUCUGAAUACUGCCUUGGUCGAUGUGGGUCGUGUACCGACAUUCGAUGCUCUACUUUCUAAGAAACGUUUUCUUGCUCGCGCAUGCCUGGUGCGUAAGCAAACUUCGGCGCAACUGCGCCAUCCACUUCUUCAAGAACUGCAUGUAGUCCGUAUGUCCGAAGCCUGUCGUCGAAAUCGGGAUUUAGGCUUGGCAUGGAGAGCGACUCAAACAAACCAGGAUUCGGUAAAGAAUAGUACAAGUAUUCCGGGUACGGAUUGGAAAACGGCUGGAUACGUAGCAUCGAACGAAGGGGCAAGCCUUGGAAAUAGAGAUGCGAUAUUUCCGCUUGAGUACGCAUUUGGCUCUGGAUCCGCUCAUCUAACUUCUAGUUCAGGGCGCUUACACGUACGGGACUCCGUAGUCCAUUUACGUUGUCGUCCUGGCGAGUUGUAUCUCGGUGCACUUACCACUCGCGGAGAGCUAACAUUCUUCGCAUACACGGACACAAAUAUAUAUGAUCCAGCUCUCGUGCGGGAAUGGAUGGAAGAUGUACGAGCGGCUACAGUGCAUUAUCUUGGUGAUGGAGGCAAUAAUGAAGAUUCUCCGAUGAAAGCGAGGUUGUAA
This is a messenger RNA of Fomitiporia mediterranea MF3/22, 2226 nucleotides long. RefSeq lists its product as uncharacterized. Lineage: Eukaryota; Fungi; Basidiomycota; Agaricomycetes; Hymenochaetales; Hymenochaetaceae. Bases 1 to 2226 code for a protein of 741 amino acids. The record is from RefSeq and is a predicted model, not a curated record. The transcript is spliced from 4 exons.